Fundulus heteroclitus (mummichog) is the source of this 4767-nucleotide messenger RNA. RefSeq names its product glypican 4 (gene gpc4). The coding region runs from base 604 to 2277 and encodes 557 amino acids. Gene Ontology annotation, biological process: regulation of protein localization to membrane; cell migration; regulation of signal transduction. NCBI's taxonomy places the organism in Eukaryota, Metazoa, Chordata, Actinopteri, Cyprinodontiformes, Fundulidae. Gene Ontology annotation, molecular function: protein binding. Gene Ontology annotation, cellular component: plasma membrane; cell surface; extracellular region. The record is from RefSeq and is a predicted model, not a curated record. The transcript is spliced from 9 exons.
UUUUUUUUUUUGCUCGCAUCUGGAUCCCAGUACGAGUCGCAAACAGCACAGCGUCCUGUGCCGCAGAAACCACGGCGUCUUUAAAUUUGGUCCAGAAAGCAAGAAAAAGCACCCCCCCCCCUCUAAAGAAAGAAAGAAAGAAAGAAGGAGAAGACAGAAGAAAGCCAGCUCUCCUCUCUGCGGUCCUCCCGUGGUUUCGUGCGUCCGUCGGAGCCGUGAAGCGGGCUGUGUGAGACCGUGAUUGUUGCCUCAACUUGGAGAGAAAGUUUUGGUUGUUUUCGCACCGCAGCUUUACUUUUUCUUUUUUUUAUUAUUAUUAUUUCCCUGCCGGGUCCGGGGCUCGGUGUUUAACUCGUACUUGUUGCUUUGAGGCGGGUCGGGGAGGUUUUCGGUGCCUGGCUCCGGAGCUGGUCUCGGAGCUGCUGUGAAUGAAGACAUUCUCCAUGAGGAAACUUUCUACCGAGGAGGCGCACUAACUUCUCCUCAGCGGACGCGCACCUGGCUGGCCGUAUAGCUACCUAUUCACAAUCAACUUUUCUUUUUGUUGUUACAACCCUUUUUACCUACUUUUUUUAAAACUUUUUUUAAAAAUAACGAGCCAAAAUGAAGACGCUGCUGUCGCUGCUGUGUGCAGUCUGCACGCUGGCCGUGCUGGCCGUGUCGGGGAGCGCGGAGCCCAAGUUGAAAAGCUGUAACGAGGUCCGGGCUGCCUUCAGCUCCAAGGGCUUCAACGUGAACGACGUCCCCAACAAAGGAACCAACGGAGCCUCGCUGAAAGUGUGUCCGCAGGGUUUCUCCUGCUGCACGGCGGAGAUGGAGGAGAAACUGAGCCAGCAGAGCCAAACGGAGAUCAAAGCUCCCGUGUCCAGGCUUAGCACCAGCCUACAAUCCACCUUCAAACAGCGACACGACCACUUUGACAAGUUUUUCCGCGAGCUUCUGAAAAACUCUGAGGUGUCGCUGCACAACAUGUUCGUGCGCACCUACGGCAUGAUGUACAUGGACAACGCCGAGCUGUUCAAGGACUUCUUCGCCUCCCUGACCCAGUACUACGCGUCGGGCAGCGCCGCCGUCAACCUGGACUCCAUGCUGUCGGACUUCUGGGCGGACCUGCUGGAGAGGAUGUUCCGGCUGGUCAACGUUCAGUACGAGUUCAGCGACGCCUACAUGGAGUGCGUGAGCCGGCACACGGAGCAGCUGCAGCCCUUCGGCGACGUCCCCCGCAAGCUGCGCAUCCAGAUCACGCGGGCCUUUGUGGCCGCCCGCACCUUCGUGCGAGGGCUGUCGCUCAUGCCGGACGUGGUGAAUAAGGUGUCUACGGUCAGCGCCUCCCCCAGCUGUGCUCAAGCAGCCAUGAAGAUGUUGUACUGUCCCUACUGCUCGGGCCAAGUGGCCCUCAAGCCCUGCCAGAACUACUGCCUGAAUGUGAUGCGUGGGUGUCUGGCCAACCAGGCCGACCUGGACGCCGAAUGGAACAACUUCCUCGACGCCAUGCACGGCCUAGCAGAGAGGCUGGAAGGUCCGUUUAAUUUCGAGUCUGUCAUGGAUCCCAUCGACGUGAAGAUUUCUGAGGCCAUCAUGAACAUGCAGGAGAACAGCGUGCAGGUGUCACAGAAGGUUUUUCAAGGCUGUGGCGUCCCCAAACCCAGCAUGGCGUUCCGGGCCACGCGUUCAGUGAGGGACACGAGCUUCACGGGCCGCUUCCGGCCGUACAGUCCUGAAGCGCGGCCCACAACGGCUGCCGGCACCAGCUUAGAUCGACUGACAGGGGAUGUGAAGAAGAAGCUAAAACAUGCCAAGAAGUUCUGGUCUACGUUACCAGAGACUGUGUGUGCCGGCGAGAGGACGGCGCCUGGCGAUGAGUGUUGGAACGGUACCGCCAAAAGCAGGUACCAGUCAGACGUGAUCGGCAACGGGCUGGCCAAUCAGGGAUCAAACCCCGACGUGGAGGUGGACAUUACCAAACCAGAUACAGUGAUCCGCAGCCAGAUUGCCGUUUUAAAGGCAAUGACGAGCCGGCUGAGAGCGGCGCACAGUGGAAACGACGUCUCUUUUGUUAUUGAUGAGGAGGUUAGCGGAGACGGAGAGAGCGGCAGCGGCUGUGACUCGCCGUCGUGCAGCGAGGACGACAUCUACAUCUCCACCCCGCCGAUCGCUAACAAACCGCGGGUCAUCCCGGUGCACACGGAUCCUUCAGCCGCAGCGUCCUCACAGGGCAGCAUGGCGCUGGCGCUCUGCGGCCUGGCCCUGGCCCUGCUCCUUCCCCGCUUGAGAUAAAACUAGCCGGACGGAGAGGAAGAGAUCGACCGGGAUUAAAAGAACGAAGGGGGAACCCCGUCAGAGAGACUGCCUUCAGGACAUCAGACUGUCCGUCUCUGGGGGAGGGGGGAGGGGUGGGAAGACUCUUCUUGAUAUUACAAUAACUUCACUAUUAACUAUUUGUAUGUUUGUAAGGACAUCAGUGUACGGCAGGAGGGUUUUAUCGUCUGAGAAAUCCACCUCCCCCCCCCUCCCCAAGAUAAGCUUAAACUCCAGCGGCUCCCCCUGGAGGUUCCUUAAGGUUCUGCUUGCAGCGUUACGAACAUAUAUCGGCCCACGCAUCGUGCCUUUUCCAGAGAUGGCCAUCAAACUGAAGUUUAAAACAUUAAGAGCGGUUGGUGUUAGGUUUUCUAGGCAGUGUCUGUAUUGGGGCAUCUUCAUAUUUCUGAGGAUGGGUCAUUUUUAACAAGCCAGCUGUGAAUAGUUUUGUAAAGAUGAGCAAAAAUCGGACAUGAAGGCCUCAGUCACGAAUGGAUUGACGCCUUUUUUUUUUUAUUAUUUUGUAGCUACGAUAAGAGUAAACAGAAGAUCCCCCCCUCAUCUCUCAGAAAUACAGUAAGAUGUCGCAACACAGGUAUUUUGACUCUGACCCGGCGAGCCUUAAGAGCACACUGCAAGCCCAAACAUGCAUAUUGUAUGUCAACUAUCAGCUUUAUAACGCCCUAAUCGUUUCCCUCAUCGUUUAACUUCCACACACCUUACACAGUUCAGUGAACUCAGACCUCGUCCACGCUCCCUUUGCCAAUGCAAACCAGCGCUGCGGAGUUGGAAACGACUGAACGAGCCGGGUCCGUGGUUCCUGUCCCCCGGUCAGUAACCCCAGAGGAAGGCCCGGUUCAGCGCAGACGGUCCGGCUCUGUGCGGGCUCACCUGCUCCAGAGGAAAGGUCGGAGCAUUUCUCAUUAAAGCGGAGAGGAGGAACAACAGGACGGCGUUUUGAUCAAGGAAAAUCCAACAAGCUCAGUACAGGGUUUGGUGUUGAAGAUGUCGUUUGUGGAGCCUUUUUUUUUUUUUUUUUUUUUUUUUGUGUGUGUGGAAGAAUAUAUUUGGUACUAUAAUAGAUUUUAUUGUAAGUUUCACGUGACGGAGGACAGUGCACAGUAAGGGGCGCCGUUGAUCCACCCCUCAAUGACCUCUUCCCCCAUACAUGCCUUUUAUCUCUAAAUUUGGCCCCUGUCGGUAGAAAUGGACUCCCGCUGACCCAUUUUUAUCUACCCGCCUUUAAAUUGUUAGCGCUAGGCAAAAAAAUGUGGACGUCUUCAUACGUUUUGUUUCAUCUUAGGUUCAUUUUUCUGUCGUCAUUUCUUGGUUUUCUAAAAGCAAAGAAUGUAGAUGUUUGUAAUUUGCGGUCUACGUGCAUGAAUUAGCUGAAGCACAGGAUCCGUCUUCUAAUCUGCUCUGCAAGCAGCAUCGCCGGGACAUUUCAGCUCUAAGAUAUAGCUUUUUGGUUUUUUUUGUUGUACAGUGAAUUCUGUCUGUAUUUUAAUGGGAUUGGAAAAGAAUGCUGCAGUAUUGACAAAUCCGUCUAAAUCAGUUCAUGAGAAAAACAGGUCGAAUUCCCAAAUGAGGUUAGUACAUGGAUGAAAUGUUUGGGUUGUGAAAAAAGCUAAUAAUUUACCCAAAAUGGCUUAAAAAUAGGAUCGGCGUUUACGUCUUGGCCUGAUAACGUUGCUUGAAAACUAGAAACACGAGCCAGAGCUUUUGGCUUGGAAACCGACAGGUUGAUCGUCUUUUACACGCCGUUUUCCAACUAAACAACUUUGCUCUGAAGUAUUUGAUGAAACUUCUAUGCAACAUAAUGUAAAGGAAGAAAAUGUCAAGGCUGCGCUUCAACAGCUCCAUUAGGCUUUACGCAUACAGGGGAUUCGUUUUCCUCUCGAUUUCCCAUGUUUCCAUGUUCCGCGAACAUUUCUGCAAGGGUUUGUGCACGUGUUGGCCACGUUGGAAGAGAGGAGUUGUCAAAGAAACAUUCAGAGGAAAUGUUUUAAGUGACGAUGGUGAAUGUCUUUGUUUGCAGGCCAGGGCAGCAGCUUUGUUUUUGUUGCUUUUUGUUUUUUGUUCAACUGGCAGGAGAUGGUCCAGCAGCUGGAUGUUCAUUCGGUCCACAGAGAAAUGUCGGUGCCGUGACUAAAAAAAAGAAAAAAGAAAAGUCGACGUGGACAGGUGUCGAGAUCUUUCCAUCUGCCUUUGGCCCACAAGAAGAGAAAGGACUCGCUCUCUGAGGAGAGGGCGACUGACUGACUGAAAAGAAUGACUAUUGUGUAAAUACAGAGCAGCCGUUUUUAGAUGUCUCUAAAAGAGGCCUUAACCGUACCCCAGAUUUUUACUUGUCAGAGUAAAAAUAAAUGAUAUGGAAGAAAACAAGAUGAGAUAGAUGUUAAAUUGUAAGAGAAAAUGUAUAUUAAACAUUUCUUAGUCUUGCCGAAAUAAAGACUGCCAAUAUUUAAA